Messenger RNA from Helianthus annuus (common sunflower), 2188 nucleotides. RefSeq names its product cyclin-D3-1. The record is from RefSeq and is a predicted model, not a curated record. Gene Ontology annotation, biological process: mitotic cell cycle phase transition; regulation of cyclin-dependent protein serine/threonine kinase activity. Lineage: Eukaryota; Viridiplantae; Streptophyta; Magnoliopsida; Asterales; Asteraceae. The transcript is spliced from 6 exons. The coding region runs from base 1009 to 1935 and encodes 308 amino acids. Gene Ontology annotation, molecular function: cyclin-dependent protein serine/threonine kinase regulator activity. Gene Ontology annotation, cellular component: nucleus; cytoplasm; cyclin-dependent protein kinase holoenzyme complex.
GUGGAUCAAUGUCUUCUUACCUUUUCUCCAUUAUUUUUCCCCAGAUGCAACAAACACACUGAAACCCUAGUUCCUUAUCCAUCUCCUCCAACUCAGCUGCCAACCCUCCUCCUCCUACGGGUCGCCCGUCCUCCUCCUCCUCCUACGCCGCCGGUCAUCCUCCUUCCUGCUCCACGUUACUGCUAACAGACUGCAGAGGUUAAUCCACCUCUUCAGCUACAGAUGUCUGCAGAUGAGAUCCGCAGACUGCAGAUGGGAUCCGCAGACUGCAGAUGGUUUACCUCUGAAAAAACAAACAACACCUAAAUGAUGACAUAACUGACGACGAUAAUUGAAAGUGGUUCAAGGAUAUUUAACCGAGCCAUCAUGACAACCUGCAAGUUCGUUGGUAACAUGUUUAGUUAGUCUAUGUGGUGUGGGUUAGUGGCCUUAGCCACAUCAGCCCAAUGGCGUCCCUCAUGAGUGGUGUGGGGGGGGGGGGGGGGGGGAGGGCUCAAUUUCUUUAAUAACACCAUAUGCGUGUGGGGUCUAUGUGCUUCUACCAAUCAGAUUUUUCCUUUUUAUUUUCUAUAGUGAUUAAAGGGGAUACUAUCCAACACCAUGCAAGUUGACGAUAAAGUCUCUCGCUUAUGUGACGCGUACGUGAUGUUAAUGUGCAACCUCUUUAACAAAAAAAAAAAAAUCUAUAUUCCAAAAUUGAAAAAAAAGGCCACGAGGUAAAAAUAGGCAAAAAGAAGAGGAAAAGACUAACAUAUUAUAUUGUAUUUAUUCAUAUUUUCUUAAAAAUAUGUAUAUUUUCAUAUAAUUUUAGAUCAUUAGAUGGUUUUCGAAUUCAUAUAUCUUCUAAUUAUUAUUAAUAAAACAAUUAACGAAACAAAACUUGUAUAUAAUUAACAUCUUUAACACUUUAAUUAGUAUAAUAUUCAGAUUCUUGUAUUGGUUUUAGCUUAACUUUCAGUAUUUCUCGAUCAUAUAAUAUGGGCUGUAACCGACAAUCACCAAUACCCAAUGGCCAUUUUAUCACGAUAUUCAUCUUCGAACACACUCUUCUGCAUUGAAGAACAAGUUCAUGAAGAUGAAGAUGAGUUAACACAUCAAGAUUCCUCUGCAAUCCAUCCAUUAGACCUACAAGAUUUGUGUUGGGAACAUGAAGAACUUGUCUCUCUUUUCACAAAAGAAGAAGAACAACAAAAGCAAACCCCUUGGCCUUCUUCUUGUACUUUGUCUUUUCGUAAAGAGGCUGUGGAUUGGAUCCUUAAAGUCAAAGGUUGUCAUGGAUUCACACCUCUAACAGCCAUUUUAGCCAUCAAUUAUCUUGAUCGGUUUCUGUCCAGUCUCCAUUUUCAGAAAGCUAACACACCUUGGAUGAUUCACCUUGUUGCUGUUACUUGUCUUUCUUUGGCUGCUAAAAUUCAAGAAACUCAUGUGCCUUUGCUCUUAGAUCUUCAGCUAGAGGAGAGUAAGUUCUUGUUUGAGGCCAAGAACAUACAAAAGAUGGAGCUUUUGGUGAUGUCAACACUGAAAUGGAGGAUGAACCUAGUGACACCAAUCUCAUUUCUUGAUCACAUUGUAAGAAGGCUUGGAUUAUCAAAUCAUCUUCAUUGGGAUUUCUUCAAGAAAUGUGAAGCUAUGAUUCUUUACCUAGUGGCUGAUUCAAGAUUUGUGUGCUAUAAACCAUCUGUGUUGGCAACCGCUACAAUGCUUUGUGUUGUAGAGGAAAUCGACCCGACCAAUUCCAUUGGCUACAAAAGUCAACUUCUGGAUCUUCUCAAAACCACUAAGGACCACAUAAAUGAGUGUUACAAGCUUGUUAUGGAUCUAUCCUAUGAUAAUCACAACAAAGGAAAGCGUGAUGAAAACGAGAGAACAAUUUAUCCGGUUAGUCCAGCUGGUUUUAUUGGUUUUAUGUGCCACGAAAGUUCAAAUGAUUCAUGAUCCUCGCUCAAGAAUUGAUCAAUAAUUAGGGUUUGGCUCACUUGUAAGCUUUAAACCACUCGCAAGCACUCGUUAUCCAUAACCUAUACAAUCAGCAGAAGUUGCGCUAAUAAUAGACCCGUCGGUCCACCACUAGUUAUGUUGUAUGGUAUGGUCUUUAAUUUCUCUGUUGUUUUAGGUCGUUUUUAAUGUGAGAUAAGUUAAACUCGGUGAUGUUAUCAUGUCUUAUUCAAGCAAUGAAUUUAUAUAUUUU